This is a messenger RNA of Macaca mulatta (Rhesus monkey), 1897 nucleotides long. RefSeq names its product tetraspanin 4 (gene TSPAN4). The record is from RefSeq and is a predicted model, not a curated record. Lineage: Eukaryota; Metazoa; Chordata; Mammalia; Primates; Cercopithecidae. Gene Ontology annotation, cellular component: plasma membrane.
GGGUCCCUCCGCCUCCGCCUCUACUCGCGGGGUGUCCGGGGCUCUCGGCGCCGAGUUCGGGGGUCCCAUUCUGGACGCGGCCCAGCCCCUAGGAGCGCCGUCCUGGCCUCGGCCGCGCAGUUACGGCCCCCGCCGGCUGCUCCCCGCCCCGGCCUCCUGUCCGCGUUCUUUCCGCUCCUUCCCAGGAAGGGGGUCGGGGUGCGCCCUCCCCGGUCCCGGCUCUGCUGGGCUGCUGGCCGUCCCGACGCUGAGACGCGCCUCUGAGCACGGGGAGAGGGGGCCCGGGAGGGAGGUCGGGGAGGGCGUCGUGGAAGAGGUGCUCUUUGAAUUGAACCUUGAAGACCCCGGCACAGGGGACCCCUGGGCAGACUCCCGGAGGCUGCACUGGCAGGACCCGCUGAAGGCCGCAGCUCUGCCUUGCCCUGGAGCUCAGGGCCUACGGAGGACGAGGGAGGGGGAGCCCGUGUCUCUCGGAUGGAGUGCGGGGGGGCUGGCACCAGCACCCUCCUUGCUGUGCCCCUAGGGUGGGGGUGAGGAAAUGGGGGGUCGGUGUGCAGUAGGAGGCAAAGAAGACUCCUUGGAGGUGCCAGAGCUUGGGGCUGCCUUGGUCGCACCCACCGCCUGCCUGCCCACUGGUCAGCCUUCAGGGGCCCUGAGCAGCGCCUGGCCUCUUUCCUGUGGCCAGCCCAGAGCUGAAGCGCUGCGGCAUGGCGCGCGCCUGCCUCCAAGCCGUUAAGUACCUCAUGUUCGCCUUCAACCUGCUCUUCUGGCUGGGGGGCUGUGGCGUGCUGGGCGUCGGCAUCUGGCUGGCCGCCACCCAGGGGAGCUUCGCCACGCUGUCCUCCUCCUUCCCGUCCCUGUCGGCUGCCAACCUGCUCAUCAUCACCGGUGCCUUUGUCAUGGCCAUCGGCUUCGUGGGCUGCCUGGGCGCCAUCAAGGAGAACAAGUGCCUCCUGCUCGCUUUCUUCCUGCUGCUGCUGCUGGUGUUCCUGCUGGAGGCCACCAUUGCCAUCCUCUUCUUCGCCUACACGGACAAGAUUGACAGGUACGCCCAGCAAGACCUGAAGAAAGGCUUGCACCUGUACGGCACGCAGGGCAACGUGGGCCUCACCAACGCCUGGAGCAUCAUCCAGACUGACUUCCGCUGCUGUGGUGUCUCCAACUACACUGACUGGUUUGAGGUGUACAACGCCACGCGGGUGCCUGACUCCUGCUGCCUGGAGUUCAGUGAGAGCUGCGGGCUGCACGCACCUGGCACCUGGUGGAAGGCGCCGUGCUACGAGACGGUGAAGGUGUGGCUCCAGGAGAACCUGCUGGCUGUGGGCGUCUUUGGGCUGUGCACGGCACUGGUGCAGAUCCUAGGCCUGACCUUCGCCAUGACCAUGUACUGCCAGGUGGUCAAGGCAGACACCUACUGCGCGUAGGCUGCCUGCUUCUCUGCCAAAAGGACGCCCACAGGGAGAUGGCCGUGCCCACAGCUGCCUUUCCCACCACCAGCCUCGGUGCUCUGCCCCAUGCUGGGAGGAGGGAGGGAGGGACAGGUGCCCGGAGCCCCCGGAACCCUGUUUCUAGAAGGCCCUGGCUCAGGUGGCUUCAGGGCCUCCAAACCCCCCCUGGGAGGGGUGGCCACGUGCUGGCUAUGGAACCCAGGGCAGGGGUGGGAGGGGUCUCCAGUACUUUUUAUUUUUACAUAUUCUCCAAAGCAGUGUUCACACGGGUGCCAGCCUGUGGCCCCCAGCCUCCCGGGAAGCGGGUUGGGGCUGCAGGAACAGGGGCUUGGCAUCCUGGAAGUGGCCCCACUGGUCCUGGUGCUCCAGGCAGGGCCAUGGACCCCUUACCUACAUUCCACAGUGGGCCCGUGGGGCUCCUGGUGCAUCCUAAUAAAGUGUGAGCCGCA